CUUCAAUGGAAUGAUCCAUUAUCGUUAUCGUCGCCAUUCUCUCUGUCGUCGCAUAAAUGAGCGCACGUUAGGAAGAACGAAAUACAUACUUUUCAUAAGAAAGGCCGGCAAUACAUUCCCUUUGAUCCAUAAGCUCUAACAGUAAUUACGGGAAAUUUUUUUCUAAUUAGCCUGCUUAUAAUGACGUACUGAUAUGAGCAACAUUUUACGGAAACAAUCGACCAUUUAGUGAAUGCAAUGAAUUUUGUAUGCUUAUUAAAGCUCUAAGGAAAAGCAAUUAAAGUGACAAAUAAUGUCAAGGACAUUAUUUGUCGUCCUUUCAACGUAGGUGUUACCUAGGCAACACGUAUAGUGUCAUCACAUAAGAAUUGAACAGUCGGCUUUUGUAGAGCUUUUGUAGAAGAGCAGAAUAGGAUUUUGUGUUACCGUGAAAAUAAUAAAUGAGCCACGAUGUCGUUUAAAAUUGAUUUUGAAAAUUUUCCCGAGAGUGAUAUAACAUUAACGACCAAGUUGGUCGGUCAUUUUAGUAUCGACGGUAAUAAGAAAUAUCAAGACGACCUAUCACAAUUAAAGUAUUACAUUCCUCCUUUCAAUCCUAAUGUGCAUUUCGAUCUCAAUAAAAAUUAUGAAUCUACGAUUCUCAAAUCUACUUCGUAUGUAAAAUUGGAUAAUAUAUUAAGAUGGAUUUCGGAUAAUUUUAAUCGACUUGAGAAACCACUAUCAGUACAGGACAAACGUUGGUUGGAUAUUGAUUUCAUUUGUUCUCGUGGGACAAUAAAGACAAUAUUAUCUAGUCCAUAUAUUGAAAGAACCGGAUGGAUUAUUUGUGCCAGUAAAUACCGUGGUACAAUAUAUUUAUGUGAAUUUUAUACGGAUGAAAAAGAACAUGAUCACGUUAACGCAACAACGUCAGAAAAACAAAUUUCUUCACUGGGAUUUAAGUUUGAACAGUAUAUGGUAGCAGAUCAUCCAUUACAUGAACCGGAUACAUCAGUAAUUCUUAAUACACGUGAAGCAUUUCAUUGCAUGUUCGAAACAAACUUUGAUAACCAUUCAGUAUUAUAUGGGGCAGAAAUAGAUGGCAUUUCCUCUCGACAACCUUUUAAAAUAACGAAUACACUUAUUGAUAAGCUUGAUAAAUUUGAAUUAAUUGAGUUGAAAACAUUUCCAAUGUGUAACAAAGAUGGAAAUAUAAACGGUAAAAUUUCCCGUGAAAGAAUAUCAAUGUGUUGGAGUCAGAAUUAUUUCCCACAAAUAAAUAGAACUAUAUGUGGAUUAAAAAACAAAUUUAACAUAGUGAAAAAGAUAAGAGAAUAUUCAUCAUAUGAAUUACCACAGCUUUCAGCGGAACCUUUUGAUACAAACAAGUGCAAAAUAUUUUGCAAGAUAUUCCUGGACAAUGUCAAAAGAAUUGUCACUAAAGAUCAUAAUAAGUGCAUGUAUAAAUUUUACUGGAUGCCAUUGGCCAAGAACGUUGUAAAUUACAGUGAAGAAGCUCCUAACAAUGAAAAAUAUUUCUUUUUGAAGCAAUGGUUUGUUCAUAAAGCAGAUGAAUGCAGGAGACUUCCUCAGUAAAUAUUGAAGUCUAAUAUUAAAAAGAUAUUUUUCAUAUAGGUAGAGGAAGAUAUUAUAUAUGCAUAUGAAUGUAAGAAAUAUGUUAAAGACAAUGCAUACACUAUUACGCACAAUGUAUAUAUCUUAAAUAUGGUGUGUGUUUUCUUUUAUUCUUCUUUAAUUUAGUGUUUGAGCCGACAUGACAUUUGAUACUAUAUAGUAUCAACGUAUAUAUUCAUAUAAUGUAUAAUGCAACAGUAUAGUAGUGUUUAAAGUACACGGAGAGAAUUUUUUUUAAAUUUACCCUGCAAAUCAUGUUAAUUAUGAGACAAUAUA
Molecule: messenger RNA, 1890 nt
Organism: Wasmannia auropunctata (little fire ant)
Lineage: Eukaryota; Metazoa; Arthropoda; Insecta; Hymenoptera; Formicidae
Product: decapping and exoribonuclease protein-like
Exons: 6
Coding region: 451-1575 (374 amino acids)
Biological process (GO): NAD-cap decapping; nuclear-transcribed mRNA catabolic process
Cellular component (GO): cytosol; nucleus
Molecular function (GO): mRNA 5'-diphosphatase activity
Source: RefSeq, a predicted model, not a curated record